Messenger RNA from Akanthomyces muscarius, 1068 nucleotides. RefSeq lists its product as uncharacterized. The record is from RefSeq and is a predicted model, not a curated record. Gene Ontology annotation, cellular component: Rad17 RFC-like complex; Ctf18 RFC-like complex; DNA replication factor C complex. NCBI's taxonomy places the organism in Eukaryota, Fungi, Ascomycota, Sordariomycetes, Hypocreales, Cordycipitaceae. Gene Ontology annotation, molecular function: ATP hydrolysis activity; ATP binding; DNA binding. The transcript is spliced from 2 exons. The coding region runs from base 1 to 1068 and encodes 355 amino acids. Gene Ontology annotation, biological process: DNA-templated DNA replication; DNA repair.
AUGCCAGCCGCCAAAGCCGAAGAAAAGGGCGAGUCCUCCACUGCUGCCUCCAAAGCAGCCCUCUCUGCAUCUACAAAUGGAUCGCCCAAUUACGAGCUGCCAUGGGUCGAAAAGUACCGUCCAGUCUUCCUCGACGACGUCGUCGGCAACACCGAAACGAUUGAGCGACUAAAAAUUAUUGCCAAGGAAGGCAAUAUGCCGCACGUCAUCAUCUCUGGUAUGCCUGGCAUUGGAAAAACUACGAGCGUACUCUGCCUCGCGCGUGAGCUGUUGGGCGAGUCGUAUAAGGAGGCAGUCCUCGAGCUCAACGCCAGUGACGAGCGCGGUAUUGACGUUGUGCGCAAUCGAAUCAAGGGCUUUGCACAGAAAAAGGUGACGCUGCCGGCCGGUCGCCACAAGCUCAUCAUUCUCGACGAAGCCGACAGCAUGACCUCGGGCGCGCAGCAGGCUCUACGAAGAACCAUGGAAAUCUACUCCAACACGACGCGAUUCGCUUUUGCGUGCAACCAGUCCAACAAAAUCAUCGAGCCCCUCCAGUCACGAUGUGCCAUUCUCCGCUACGCCAAGCUCACCGAUGCGCAGGUCGUCAAGCGACUGCUGCAAAUCAUCGAGGCCGAAAAGGUGGAAUACAGCGAUGACGGUCUCGCGGCCUUGGUCUUUAGCGCCGAGGGCGACAUGCGACAGGCCAUAAACAACCUGCAAUCGACAUUUGCAGGUUUUGGCUUUGUCUCAGGCGACAACGUGUUCAAGGUGGUGGACUCGCCGCAUCCGAUCAAGGUGCAGGCGAUGCUCAAGGCCUGCUACGAGGGCAAUGUCGACUCGGCCCUCGACACCCUUCGCGAACUUUGGGAUCUGGGAUACUCAAGCCACGAUAUCAUCAGCACCAUGUUCAAGGUCACCAAGACAAUCCCGACGCUGAGCGAGCACUCGAAGCUGGAGUUUAUCAAGGAAAUCGGCUUCACACACAUGAAGAUUCUUGAGGGUGUGCAAACGCUACUGCAGCUGAGCGGCUGCGUUGUGAGGCUAUGCAAGAUUAACAUGGAUCCGAAGCGUUUCCAGGCAAAGUAA